Messenger RNA from Blastocystis hominis, 1521 nucleotides. RefSeq lists its product as hypothetical. Lineage: Eukaryota; Bigyra; Opalinata; Blastocystidae. The coding region runs from base 1 to 1521 and encodes 506 amino acids. Gene Ontology annotation, cellular component: outer membrane. The transcript has 10 exons. The record is from RefSeq and is a predicted model, not a curated record.
AUGGGUGUGAGAGCUAGAAGCAAGUGCUCGCGAUGCAAGGCGGUGUGGUACUGCUCGCGCGAAUGCCAGGUGAAGCACUGGGCGACACACAAGAAAUCAUGCAGGGACAUGGUGCAGACCACCGUCUCGGAGAGUGUGGUGGAACCGAAAUUGCCGGAGAAGGAGGGAUUGAAGGUGACGGAGGAGGAUAAGCGAGUGGUGGAGAGAGUAACGACGAGUAUAAAGCCGGUCGUGGUGGAGAGGGAGUAUGUCAGGGAGGUGGAUGCCAAGGAAGUCACCAGUGAAGAGAGGAAGCCGAAGAGAAAAUCAUUGUUUAGACAAAAGUUUGAGAAGGGACUGAAUUACCAUUGUUUGUUUCAAUCACCGGGAAUGAGUGAAGUUGAUGAGAUUAUUUCCAAUAUGCCGGUUCAUUAUGCCGGAUUUCGAAAGGAAAAGGGAUGUCGUAUACCAGAUUCGGAUAUUGAGAGAUCGAUUCCUCCUAGGAUUAAGGAGGUGACUCGCUUUCUUGAUCUUUUCGAGGAGAUUAAUGUAAUGAAGGCUGAUUUAGAGUCACAAGAUUUCAUCCAAGAUUGUCAAAUCACCUUGGACGUUCGUAACUCGGAGGAUUCCACGCCAGAUUCUACCGACGUGAUACUACGUGUCGACGUGAAAGAACGCCGUGGAUUCAAACCGGACGUGAUUUUGGUAGACACUGUAGACAAGGAAGAAGUGAUGCUUGGACUUUCGGAGUCCUACGUAAACCUCACAAACAAACUGGACAUUCUCAAAGCCUCUGCAGCUUACGGCAUUUUCAAUGGAGAUUCCAGCUUUGGCAUACAAUACAAAACCCCCAAAUCCCUAUUUCGCCUCCCUCUGCAACUCUCCCUUGAUCACGAAAUCAAAAACCGCGUGGUCGACAGCGGCGUGACGACAUACGCGGACACAGCGACGCUCUCGCUUGGCACUCGCUCCCAGCACUUCUGGCUGGACGUAUUUUGGAGCUGGCGCGACAUGAGUCCCUUCGGAGACAUCGACGAAGAGCGAAUCCGCAACAGCUACUGCAGUUCCACCAUGCUUCGCGAAUGCCGUCCCUCGCUCGGUUCCGGCGUCGCGCUUCGCUUCGAGCACGGGAAACUGACCGCUCUGUUCCCCGCGCAGGGUCAUCAAUUGCGCGGCAAACUCACCUACUUCGGACUCGCGGGCGACGUCCACGCGCUCAAAUGCGAGGGAGACGCCGAGUUCUUCCAGGCGCUUUCCCCGCGGAUUCGCUCGCAGCCCGGGCUCCUGCUGCAUUUCCGCGGGAAAGCCGGCUGUCUGCUUCCGCUGAACAAGCGAAAAUCGCGGUUCUACGACCGAUUCUUCUUGGGUCGGCAGUAUGUGACGGGGUUCGAGCGCGGGAGCUUCGGUCCGCGGAGUGCGCCGGAAGGCGAGCGGAAGCAGGGCGAUUUGCUGGGCGGAGAUUGCUGCGGAACCGCGGGGAUGGAGUUGUCGCUGCCGCUGGGGGUGGGGAGAGCGAGGUGCCGAGCGUUCUAUGAGAGAUGA